This is a messenger RNA of Helianthus annuus (common sunflower), 696 nucleotides long. Its product is annotated as cyclin-B1-1-like. Gene Ontology annotation, biological process: mitotic cell cycle phase transition; regulation of cyclin-dependent protein serine/threonine kinase activity. NCBI's taxonomy places the organism in Eukaryota, Viridiplantae, Streptophyta, Magnoliopsida, Asterales, Asteraceae. The coding region runs from base 1 to 696 and encodes 231 amino acids. Gene Ontology annotation, cellular component: nucleus; cytoplasm; cyclin-dependent protein kinase holoenzyme complex. The record is from RefSeq and is a predicted model, not a curated record. Gene Ontology annotation, molecular function: cyclin-dependent protein serine/threonine kinase regulator activity. The transcript has 5 exons.
AUGAAGGAAAUUGCAAAACAAAAGGCUAACGAGGAGAGGAGAUUAGAAUCUGAGGCUUACAAACUUGCUGAAGACAUUAAGGAAAAAGAUGAAGCUGACAUCACCAACGAACUAGCCGAAGUUGAAUACGUUGAAGACAUUUACAUGUUCUACAAGCUCUCAGAAACCGAAGGCGGGUUACGGGACUACAUGAAUUCAAACUCACAGCCUGAUCUCAAUGCUAAAAUGAGAGCUAUAUUGACCGAUUGGUUGAUUGAAGUUCACCGCAAGCUUGAGCUGAUGCCCGAGAGUCUUUACUUGACCAUCAACAUAGUUGACCGACAAGAUGAUACUGGCGUUGUUCCAAUAUCUUUCGCGAGUUCGGGCAAGUUCGUGAACCUUAGCGCCGUUAUGCUUAGACUGUGUGAGCUGUUUUGGAUGCAAAUUCAACAAAGAAAGACAAAAUCAAUCCUAAAUACGUAUUUUAUGGUUCUCGAUUGGAUUUCAAGUUUACGAGUUUACCUUCUCCGUCGAUUAUUGAAGAGGAUUAGGUGUAGCGCUAAGAGCGAUAACUCUGUAGCGUUGAAGGAAGGGGUUUCGGAAGCAGAAAAGGAAGAUUAUGUGAAAGCGGGUGGAUCGGAACUGGUUUUUGUUCAAAUGCAACAGAAUAAGUGUACGGAGAUGCAGUCUAGGCUUUCUAAAAAGGUGAAUUGUUAA